Notothenia coriiceps (black rockcod) is the source of this 998-nucleotide messenger RNA. Its product is annotated as enhancer of polycomb homolog 1-like. NCBI's taxonomy places the organism in Eukaryota, Metazoa, Chordata, Actinopteri, Perciformes, Nototheniidae. Gene Ontology annotation, biological process: regulation of transcription by RNA polymerase II. The coding region runs from base 63 to 437 and encodes 124 amino acids. The transcript is spliced from 2 exons. The record is from RefSeq and is a predicted model, not a curated record. Gene Ontology annotation, cellular component: NuA4 histone acetyltransferase complex.
CUCUGCAAGGCUUUCCCAGCUUGGACGCAGAGCAGCCCGACUACCGACUUGGGACCGGAAGAAUGACGCGUUUGCAACAAGCUGAAGAAGAAGGAAAGAUGGGAGAGAUCAGCGUCCUGGCCAGUAUGAAGGAGAUGAUCGACCGCCUGGGAAAGGCAGUGGGACAGCAGGCGGUGAGUCUCCCGGAGGCCAAGCUGCUGCUGAAGGAGGACGACGAGCUCAUAAAGGAGGUUUUCGACUACUGGAGCCGCAAGAGGAAAACCAGCCGAGCAAACUGCCUCAUCCCAAACUGCAAGCAGGAGAGACGGGACGGCUCCAGCACCAGCGACCCCUACGUGGCCUUCAGGCGGCGCACAGAGAAGAUGCAAACCAGGAAGGUCGGUAGUCUUAAACUCAGCGUUUUAUCGGCACUUUGUUUGUGGCUCUGGUCUUGGUAGUUGUUCAAACUGGAUCUCUCUUUGUUGAAUGCUUUUUGCUUAAAGUUAGAAACAAUUGAAGUGGUUGAGAAAUGAAACAAAAGUGGAAGAAAAGUCCAGCGACCGCCUUUUGAGUUUGGAAAUUAAAUAAAAGUCAUAGCUACUCUUUUUUUUUUUUUACUUCAUAUCAGAUCUCAUGCUGUUAGACUUUUAAGUUUAAGGAAAAAAUUACACUGACAAUGUUAUCUGUUUAACAUGCUAAUAAAUAAGUAAGUAAAGACAUGAGAGAAAACGCAGUGAGCUGGAUGGAAACAGACGAAGUGGAUUUAGAAAGUGGGAAAAAAAGCAGUGGAUUUAAAAUAAUUUUAUACAGGAUUCAUCCCUGUGCUCAUGGCCGUAUCUACCAUUGAGGUCACCGAGGUCAGGACCUCGGUAAUAUUUUUCGAGCUGUGUAUACAAAACUUGUGAAAUAAUUGCACUGAAUGGGGUUCUUUGUAGUACUUCCAUUUACUGCCGAGGGGGGGCUGCAUAACUGCGUAGCCUCGAUUAAAGCAAACGGAAGAAGACGACAUGUAUCAACAA